AUGAUUUGGUUUCUAUUCACUGCAAUCACGUUUUUCCCUGGUUUUGUUGUAAGCAUUUCCCUUUUCUAUCGGACCAGCUGGGCGCUUUUUCAGGCGAGCGUCGACCUGAAAGCCCUUUUUUCGACUUCGGAAGAGCCCGUCGACGUGUUCUGCCGAUUCCUUUUCUUCACCUACGUCGCCGCGUUUCUCGUCGCCGUCAUCUCGGCUCACGUCUAUGCAACGGUGAGUUACACGGGGACAAUACUGUUUGAGACCGCCCUUUUAUUUCACUGAUUCAUGUGAACGCAUCGGAUGUCUAUAGUAUCGGCCUGAAAGAACCUUAACCUGAUUCAAAAAGGGAAAACAUCGGGCUUCUACAGUACACUAUGUUUAAAGGCGCAUACCUUGCAAUCCAGAUUAUAAAGAGGUCCGAUGUUUUUUCCAAAGCAUAAGUUUGAGUUCAUAAUAAUAAUUACUUUUGGUUAGACCACCCAGUAGUCAAUGUUUUCCAACACGGUCAGAGUUGAGCGGAAUCUGAACCCGACAGUCACAGUAUAGCUACGUCAAAAAAUAAAUGCAAGAAAGUGAAACUGGAAUGCCUGAACACAAAUGUUUCGCAACAGAAAAUCGACAACCAAUUCGUUUUUCAGAUCGUGCGUCCGGAAAAACGACAGUACACGUACGCCUUAAACCCGACGCCAAGCAGCGAAAACGACUCUUGA
Messenger RNA from Caenorhabditis sp. 36 PRJEB53466, 701 nucleotides. The record is from the annotation of a GenBank genome assembly. Lineage: Eukaryota; Metazoa; Nematoda; Chromadorea; Rhabditida; Rhabditidae.